AUGCUCAGCAGGCUCCAGGGCCAACCCGAGAGCUACGAUAAGAAGGCUAAAUAUCGCUUCGGUCGCACUCUCGGAGCUGGAACUUACGGUAUCGUCCGUGAGGCUGACGGUCCUACUGGCAAGUGCGCCGUCAAGAUUAUUCUCAAGAAGAAUGUGAAGGGCAACGAGAGAAUGGUCUACGACGAGCUGGACAUGCUCCAGCGUCUGAAGCACCCUCACAUUGUCAAGUUCGUUGACUGGUUUGAGUCGCGUGACAAGUACUACAUCGUCACUGAACUAGCUACUGGCGGAGAGCUGUUCGAUCGUAUUUGCGAGCAGGGCAAGUUCACGGAAAAGGAUGCUUCGCAAACCAUCAAGCAGGUCCUCGAAGCCGUCAACUACUUGCACCAGAACAACGUCGUACACAGAGGCAAGUUUUGCCAUUAUAACUUGGGUGCCCAUUUCAUUCUAACUAGUAGAUCAGACUUGAAGCCCGAGAACCUCCUGUACCUUACCAGAGAUAUGGAGUCUGAUCUCGUCUUGGCCGAUUUCGGUAUCGCCAAGAUGCUCGACCGCAAAGACGAAGUCCUCACAACAAUGGCCGGUUCCUUCGGCUACGCAGCCCCUGAGGUCAUGUUGAAGAAGGGCCAUGGUAAGCCGGUAGACAUGUGGUCCAUGGGUGUCAUCACAUACACUCUGCUUUGCGGUUACUCUCCUUUCCGCUCGGAGAACCUCCAGGAUCUUAUCGAUGAGUGCAGUAAUGCUCAGGUCGUCUUCCACGAGCGUUACUGGAAGGAUGUCAGCGAUGAUGCAAAGGACUUCAUUUUGCAUCUUCUGCAACCAGAGCCCGUCAAGCGCUGGUCGAGUGAAGAAGCUCUCCACCACCCGUGGCUCAGUGGAGAGAAUGCCACCGACCACAACUUGCUGCCCGAGAUCAAGGCCUACAUGGCCAAAGCCCGUCUUCGCCGCGGUAUCGAGAUGGUCAAGCUUGCCAACAGAAUCGAGACGCUCAAGGCACAAGAAGAGGACACAGAGGACUCGGACUUCCCAGCCGACGCUAUCAGCGCCGCAGACCAGUCCAAGCACGUUGGCGCACACGAAGUUGCCACUGGCGAGAAGCGCAGCCUUUCCAAGACGAUCAAGGGCGCCAUCUUCCGUGAGGUCGUCCUUGCCAAGGUCCGCGAGAUGAAGCAGCAGCAGGACACACUCAAGGUGAAGGAGGAUGCGGAGAAGGAGCACAGAAGACGCAGCUUUCAGGGAUGA
Colletotrichum paranaense is the source of this 1242-nucleotide messenger RNA. RefSeq lists its product as uncharacterized. The coding region runs from base 1 to 1242 and encodes 413 amino acids. The transcript has 4 exons. Lineage: Eukaryota; Fungi; Ascomycota; Sordariomycetes; Glomerellales; Glomerellaceae. Gene Ontology annotation, biological process: cellular response to oxidative stress; protein phosphorylation. Gene Ontology annotation, molecular function: ATP binding; calcium/calmodulin-dependent protein kinase activity. The record is from RefSeq and is a predicted model, not a curated record.